Bursaphelenchus okinawaensis is the source of this 2923-nucleotide messenger RNA. The record is from the annotation of a GenBank genome assembly. NCBI's taxonomy places the organism in Eukaryota, Metazoa, Nematoda, Chromadorea, Rhabditida, Aphelenchoididae.
AUGUUAAUGUGUCGACGAAGAUUUACAUUGCCUACUUCUUUUCUACUGUUAACUUCUUUACUGCUUGUUACUGCUAUUGUUAUUCUUACUAGAGAGUCAUAUUGUAAGUUCAAACCAAGAUUUAAAAUAUUUUUAAAAUUUUUUAGAAAAUUACGAUUUUUUAAAAUUUUUCGUAUUUUAGCCGCGGUAGAUCAAGAUUUUUUCAUUUUGGACAGCAAUAGUAGUGUUCAAACUAUAAUCAGAGAUAGUAAGACAGAAAAUGAUAGCAAUAGUAGCGACAGCAUGUGGAAGAAUUUUACUAGAGAAGUUACUGUGGAUUCAGAUGCUUGUGGUGGAUUGGCUAAUAUGGUAUGUAUGUACUUUUUAGUAGGCUAGUUUCUAAAAUUGAGUAAAACUCUUGUAUAACGAAUUGCUGAAGGAUUUCAUCAAUUUUUUAGAUUUUUCGAAUAGCGUCUUUGUAUGGAAUCAGUAGAAAAUUAGAAAGAACUCCGUUCUUAUGGAAUGAAUGUGCUCUCGAGUAUCAAUUGGAACUGAAUGCGUAUUUUCCUAACACAGCUGGGCUAGAAUUCAGGGUAAUAUAUUUGUUUUUUGGUUCUUAUUUACUAAAUUUUAGACUAGUUUAACAAAUUUCACACCGGUUUCAUUUGGAAAUCAAGAUUGGACUAAAGAUAAUUAUAGAAAGUAAGUUUUCAAAAUUAGGUUUUUUACCCUUUGCUUUGCCCUACCUUCCCUUACUUGAGUUAUAUUAUUGCAUUACUUUAGUCUUGCUAAGUUUUGAUCUAGUCUUAUCCUAGUUCACGUUUUAGCUCGUGAUCUCGAGGUCUAGCCAGGCCUACACAGUCCAUUUCUUACCAUGCUUAGCAGUUUGUUUCCUACCUUAAGCCCUAGUUUGAUCAAACUUGAAAAUUUUAAGUCUACAGAAUGUGUCAUCAGAGCCUUCGAUUCAAAUAUCCGGUAUGUAUCUACAGUCUUUCAAGUAUUUCGACCAGUAUAAAGACGAAAUUCGAAAAAUAUUCGACGGAUCAGAAGACAUGAAGAACUUUUUAAAAUCAUAUUUGGAAAAGGUGUUUCCAAACAUAACGUCACAUAAGUUAUGUGUUCAUGCAAGGCGAGGAUUUGAUGGUCACUAUAUGAUUAGUACUGAACCUCAUUUUACUUUACAGGUCGGUUUUGAAAACUUGAAUUUGAGGUUUUAGGCCCAGAAAACUAUGUAUUUUAAAGCACAUUUUAGAGUUUUUUAAUAUUUUUAUUAAAAAAAUAAAGUUUUGGCUUGGCGCUAAGACAAAUGCGGUUUUUGGACAUUUGCGGAUCUGCGGUUUUUAAACACUUGCAGAUCUUCGGUUUUUGGACACUUGCGGAUUUUGGACAUUUGCGGAUUUUUUAAAGGUUUUUUUAAAUUUUUUAAUUAAUUUAGUUGUAUUAUGGUACUAAAGUUUGAAUUGGUACAGUUUUAACAUAACAGUACCUUUUUGGGCUUUUAGUACUAUUUAGUACCAAAAAUAUAAAACAGUACCGAUUAAAAAUUUAGUACUAUUUAACAUUAAGAAAUAUUAAGACAGUGCCAAUUUAAACUUUAGUACAAUUUCGUACCAUACUACAACAAAAUUAACUAAAAAAUAAAAAAAAACCUCUUUAAAAAAUCCGCAAAUGUCCAAAAACCGCAUUUGUAAUUUUCAACAAAAAGUCUAAAAAUUAAAAUUUCAGGCUACAAAAAAGAUAUCAGAAUACCUACUAGAAUCUCUAAAACUCACCCAAAUUGACGCUAUUAUAUUCUCAGACGAUAGAGACUUCGCAACAUUGGCCAGCGACAUUAUUAUGGCACGUUUUAGUUUUUUUUUUGAAAUUUUUGAAAAUUGGAGAUUGAGUUAACUGUUUUUUGAGCCUUAUAUCUCAUACAUAUUUUGUAAAGAAGUUGCAUCAAAUAUUCCACUGGUUUUAGAACGAGAUCUACGUAGGAUAAAAGCAUAAAAAUUAACGAGAAAAAUUUUCAAAUACUGCUAAAUGGCAUUGGCUAGCGAGACAGUUAUAAGUACAUGUUUGAACCAGCUUCUUGAGUGUCAUGCUACAGAGUUUUGACUGUAAAAGCAAAAAAUAUGCCCAAAAAAUUUUAUCAAUAAAUAUUGUUUUGGCUAGCCAAAACAUCUUGGCAAAAUACAAAGACUGUUGUUUCAAUUAAUUUGUUUUGCUCAAGGCGAAUAAAAAGCGUCAAAUAGGACACCCUAUAUAAAUUCUUUUGCUGCUAAUAUCUCGCUCGCCAAGGUGACUUAGCGGUUUCUGAAAACAGUGUUUUAGAUAGCUUUUUAUGCUGUUUUAUCUUGUACAGAUGGGGUUACAGAACCUGAAGGAUAUUUUGUGUAAAUCGUUUUGUAAGCAGAAGGGUUAGAGAAGGAUUAGAACGACAAGAAUGAAGUAGAUGGUAGUAAAUCCUUUUUUUCUAACUUUAUUUUUUGAAGAAUCGAACAAGAAUUGAGAAAGUCCACGCUUCUGUGCUACUAAACAGAGCUGAAGAGAUGAUAAUGGCUCACAACUUUUGCGAUUCGUUUAUACUCACAUCUACUGGCUCGACUUUUGGUUGGUGGAUGGCUUACUUGAUGAGAGAGAAGGCUCAAAAGAGGGUGUUCUACAAUGGAUUGAUCUUUAAGGUAAGGUGCUUUUUCUAGCUUUUGGAACAGGGAAAAGCCAUUUUUAAACAAAGGAGGGAGUAAGAAGGGGUGAGGGUAAAAUUUUCAGUAAGUUGAGGAUGAAGUAGACAUGAAAGUGGUCGUCUUCCCUGUUAAAGUCAUUGUUCUAGCCAGCAGCUCGCCAUUAUAUGGAACAAAACUUCGUUGAACAAGACUAUGUACCUCCUCAUUGGACUAGAAUACAAGAGUUCAAUCAUGAGGUCUACUUUUAUGACAGACGAUUGCCGUCAAUAUUGUUUUAG